AUGUCUGACGAUGAUGGCAUGAUGCUCCUCAAUCUUGACACAACUUCCAGUGUCGACCAAACCCCCGGAAAGGUCAAGGUCAGUGGUGGCCGGUGGAAAGACAGACGCAAGGCCAAAGCCAUGCUCAAUGGGAAAAGCGUCAACAGUAAGGAUGAUAGACUGGUAACCAGUGGCUCGGUCAAAAGGCCUGUCUCUACAGAACAAGGUGUCGAAGAAAGAAAAGAGCAGCCCGCUCGCAAACAGGCGAAAAAAGUGCAAAUCAAAGCUACACCAGCAGAUCAGCAAAUAGUAUCGUCCUUGUUCACAUCAAACCGUGGAAUCGUCACAUCUAUAAACAACAAUGUGCAUGAUGAAAACUCAGGUGUUGGCCCUUCUAACGCACCUCUACUGCAAGACUCUUUCGAAGCCCUGGGCAUAACUUCACCUCUUUUACAACACUUAAGUGAAGUAAUGCAUAUUACCAAACCUACCCGGGUUCAGAAAAUGAGCAUUCCUACCCUUUUGGAGGCUGAUAACGAUGUUUUUGUACAUGCUCAAACAGGCUCUGGUAAAACUUUAGCGUUUUUACUGCCUAUCCUCAGCAGGAUCUUGUCGAUGGGCGCACGCGUUGACCGCCAAUCAGGCUGCUUUGGUAUGAUUAUCACGCCCACAAGGGAGCUUGCUUCCCAGAUCCAUUCUGUGAUGCUGACUCUCACCAAGUGUUGCCACUACCUGAUUCCAUGUCUACUAAUUGGUGGGGAACGUAAGAAAUCUGAAAAAGCGAGGUUGAGAAAGGGUUGCAACUUCAUUAUAGGAACGCCUGGCCGGAUUCUCGAUCAUUUGCAAAAUACCCAGGUCAUAAAAGAACAGUUAAGUUCCUCUUUGAGAUAUCUGGUUUUGGACGAAGGUGAUAAAUUGAUGGAAUUGGGUUUCGAGGAAACGAUUACCCAAAUCAUCAAGUUCCUAUAUGAGGUUCCUCUCAACCAUUUUAAAUAUCCUGAACUUCCCAAAAGAAUUAUCCAUGUUUUGUGCAGUGCCACGCUAAAAGGUGGUGUUAAUAAACUCGGGAACUUAGCGCUACAAGACUACAAGCUCAUCAGUAGUGGAAGAAAGCAACAAGAAGUCAAUACGGUCCCUGACCAAUUGAUUCAAAAGAUAGUCAUGGUCCCUCCUAAACUGCGUUUGGUGACGUUAGCUGCAGAAUUAAACAACAUAACGGUAAGACAUCUAGCAUCUGAAACCGGAGAAACCAGACGAACAAUCGUUUUCUUAUCUUGCUCCGACAGUGUGGAGUUUCAUUAUGCUGCGUUUUCUUCUGAUAGUGGUCAUGGGAGAGCCCUAGUCGGGGAUUCUGUGAAAGUUUUAUCAGGAAACUCAACAUCUUUGCCUUGCCUUGCGGACGUUUCUCAGCCUUCGGUUGUGUGUUACAAGCUCCAUGGUUCUCUUUCACAGCAGAUCCGUACGGCGACUUUGAAGAGCUUCUCUAGCGACUCUGACGCAACAAAAGGCAAACAUUUGAUUAUGUUCUGUACCGAUGUGGCAAGCAGAGGAUUAGACUUGCCCUGUGUGAGCUCAGUCAUAGAAAUGGACCCUCCCUUUGCAGUGGAAGAUCAUCUGCAUAGAAUUGGUCGUACUGCGCGUGCUGGUGUGAGCGGUGAGUCCCUUCUUUUCCUCUUGCCGGGCGAAGAAGAGGGCUACAUGGACCAUAUUAAGCCUCACCACCCUCAGGGGUGGAAGUUGCUGAAAUAUGAUGUCGACAUCUUAAAGCCCGCGUUCAUGGAAUCCAAAGUUCAAAGAAGUGAUGGUGUCUCUGGUAAGCCAAUUUCAGAUGAGUGGGACAACAACGCUACUACUUGGCACUUGAACAUUGAAAGAAGAGUUCUUGGGGACCCAACGUUCAAAGAAAUUGCAGCUAAAGGCUACACAAGUCACAUUAGGGCGUAUGCUACUCAUUUGUCGCAGGAGAAGAAGUUCUUCAGCAUAAAAUGCCUACAUUUAGGGCACCUUGCGAAAAGUUUUGCCCUCAGAGAAAGGCCUAAAGUAAUGGGUGGCAUGAAUGCAAAGAAUAGCGCUAAUGGUGAGCAGAAAAAGCCAAAGGAGACUUCUAAGUCAAAAAUGCUGCGCAUGGCCAAAAAGGCUCUCGAUCAAAGCAUGAGUGAAUUCAACUAUUAA
Lachancea thermotolerans CBS 6340 is the source of this 2151-nucleotide messenger RNA. It is a transcript of the gene DBP7, whose product is annotated as putative ATP-dependent RNA helicase. Lineage: Eukaryota; Fungi; Ascomycota; Saccharomycetes; Saccharomycetales; Saccharomycetaceae. Gene Ontology annotation, biological process: ribosome biogenesis. The record is from RefSeq and is a predicted model, not a curated record. The transcript has a single exon. Gene Ontology annotation, molecular function: nucleic acid binding; ATP binding; RNA helicase activity. Gene Ontology annotation, cellular component: nucleus. Bases 1 to 2151 code for a protein of 716 amino acids.